UUGAAUCCACGCAUACACACACCGUGCUUUCUACCAUCACACAAACACACACCCGGGCUACUUAUGCCUCUUGGUACCAAAGCCUGAACGCGUUCCCAGCCACCAGUGCGCUGCGUUGGGCUCCUUGCUGCUGCCGCUGCUGGUGGUGGUGCUGCUGCUUGCUGGAGGAAGAGGGCAGCAUCCAUGCCUCCAGAUUGCCUCUCACACGUCGGCCUGGACCUGUUCUCGUCAUCGGGCCUCUCGCGCUGAGAUAAUGAAAGGAUGGCCGAGCUGCGAUGCGGCGGGGACCACAGUGGAGGGCUGACGGAUGCUGCUGCGGCAGCGGCUCGCCGGGAUGAGCAGCAGCAGCAUCAUCACAACACGAUGAGUUCGCCGGAGGAAGCCGGAGCGAAGGACCUGUCCUUGGAUGAGAUCCUGAGGCUUUACAGCCAGCCCAUCAACGAGGAGCAGGCAUGGGCGGUGUGCUACCAGUGCUGCAGGACGCUGGCGAAGGAACACCGGAGCAGAAGGAGCUCCGCCGCCUCCGCCGCCGCCGCCACCGCCACCGCCUCCGCCUCGACCGGAGCAUCACCAAUAGCGGCUCCGCAGAAGAUAUCCGGACCGGAGGAUGUUAGGAUACAGAAAGACGGGUCUGUGAGGGUGGAACACCGGGGCUGUGAAGGUAAAUACAGCCCUUGCACGACAACAGAGGUGAUUGAAUCUCUGGGAAUAAUGAUCUACAAGGCUCUGGACUACGGGCUCAAGGAGAACGAGGAGAGGGAGCUCAGUCCUCCUCUUGAGCAGCUCAUUGACUUCAUGACGAACAUGGCCGAAGCCGAGGGGGACUGUCCCGACGAAGGCUACGAGGCCACGGAGGAAGAGGACGAGGCGGAUGAUGACCCCGACAACCUCACCAGUGUUCACGGCUACAGAGAUAUCCUCAAGUUGUGCACAGCUCAUCUUCCCAGUAUGUCAGAUGCCCCCAGUCACUACCAGGCAGUGUGUCGGGCUCUCUACACAGAAACGAAGGAGCUACGCACCUUCCUGGAGAAGAUCAAGAGUGCCAAAGAGAACCUUCGUAAGAUGGAAGAGUCGUCGGAGGAUUCUGGCCGAGACCUGAACGAGCUACAGAACGCUGACUGGGCUCGAUUUUGGGUUCAGGUGAUGCGGGACCUUCGUGACGGUGUCAAGUUAAAGAAGGUGCAGGAGCGUCAGUACAACCCCCUGCCCAUCGAGUAUCAGCUCACGCCCUACGAGAUGCUCAUGGACGACAUCAGGUCCAAACGCUACAAACUGCGCAAAGUCAUGAUUAAUGGAGAUAUCCCACCGAGGUUAAAGAAAAGUGCUCAUGAAGUCAUCCUGGAGUUCAUCAGGUCCAGACCGCCGCUCAAUCCUGUGUCGGCUCGUAAGCUGAAGCCACAGACUCAGCCUCCUCCAACGCUGCACGAGCGGAUCCUGGAGGGGAUCAAAUCCGAGAGGAAACUUCGCCCGGUGUCGCCCGACGUGGUCCGCCGGGGGAGGCUGGGUUUUGGCAAAACUCGCAGUAUGCCACAGGAUUUGUUCCGUACGGGAAUAGAUGAGUUUAGCCCAUACAUGGGCAGGAGAGCGUCCAGCACUCUGUCUCUGAUCAACGGGUCGGCGUCUCCCAGAGCAGAACCCUCCGGGUCUCAGUCCGUCCCACCGAGGAAGAAGCUUCUGAAGGCUCCCAGCCUCGCCGAGCUGGACAGCUCCGACUCUGAUGAAGAGAUUGCUGGCCGCAAAUCCGCAAGCAGCUCCAGUGUGGCGACAUCUUUGAUGGAUGACACGUCGCCAGAAUGUGCGCUGGGGAAGAAAACUCCGCCCAUGUUCCUGCCCAUCUCCUCUACACCUCAGCCAGAAAGGCGUCAGACUCCCCAGAGGAGACACUCAAUUGAGAAGGAAACACCGACCAACGUCCGACCGUUUCUGCCGCCGUCCAAACAGAACUCCAAGUCUCUGGUUGGCUUCUAUUAUUCUGCUUUCCCGCACGCACCUCCACCUUCUCUCGUUCAGGUCGGGACGGUAGCGACAAUUCGCUCCUGGAUUCCCUCCUCCCUCCCGCUCCUCCUCCUCCUCCUCACACGCCCUUCUCCCUCCGUUCUCCACCCUUUGCGGAGCUCCCACCCUAUCGAGGCAUUUGCGUUGGGGUUGAUGAGGGCAGGUUUUGCUCUGUGCGGGAGCGUUUACAUCAGACGGAGAGAGUCAGCCAAGGAGGAGUUCUGUUUCCCCGUGGAGUGUCUCUCUCUGACGGUGGAGGAGGUGAUGCACAUCAGACAGGUGCUUGUGAAGGCAGAGCUGGAGAAGUUCCAGCAGUACAAAGAAAUCUACACUGCAAUGAAGAAAGGAAAGCUUUGCUUCUGUUGUCGAACCAAAAGGUUUUCCUUUUUCACCUGGUCCUACGUCUGCCAGUUCUGCAAAAAGCCUGUAUGUUCACAGUGCUGCAAAAAGAUGCGACUGCCGUCCAAACCUUACUCCAGUUUGCCCAUUUACUCCAUUGGCUCCACCAACACUCUUCCCAGGGAGAGAAUAAGUGCCAUGUCCGCUAUAGGACAGGGGCUGUCCGUGGCCGGAGACCCGGGGCCAUCAGCAGUGGGAGGAGAAACUGCUUCCCCGUCUUUGAAAGGAGCAACAAAAGCAGCGUCUAAAGGAGCGGGUAAAGGUUCUGGAUCACCGGCAGCAGCCGCUAAACCUGAGAAAUCGUCCGGCAGUGGGCAGCGCCACGGCAUCCAGAAAACCAUGUCCAAGCUUUCGAAGCACGGCUCUUUAAAAUCUCACGAGGAACUGGAGCUUCCCUCUGAGCUGACGGAGGACUGGGCCACCAUGGAGGUCUGUGUGGACUGCAAGAAGUUCAUCUCCGACAUAAUCGCCUCCAGCAAGCACAGUUUGUCACUGGCCACCAAGAGGGCUCGCUUAAAACGCAAGACUCAGUCCUUCUACCUGUCCUCCCCAAAAGGAAGGGAGGAAUACCGGCCCUCUGAACGAACAAUCAACGAAAUCUGAAGCUCUUUGUCCAUCUGACUGGCUGCUUCCAGCUCCCUCCAGUGGCAAAGUUACACUGGAUAUGAUUUUAGCAUCUAUGCCGACUUGAGUCAAAGCGAGCUACCAGAAUGGCUCUGGUUUUUGUUGUCACGUCCUGAUCAUCGUGUACAUCUACUCCAGACAGCACUCGGUAGAUCUACCAGUAGAGUAAACGCCGGCCACAGACAUUAAACUAAAAGAGGAGGACAGAUUAGAAAUCAAAGGGGGCCGACUUCCCUGUCCUCUGAUAGCACAACACAGUGGUCGACCCUAUCUCACGUUCAAAUCAAAGCACAAUACAGAUGAGAGACUGUGGUGUAAACUGGGUGAUGCUCAAGAAAAUAUGUCUGGGUUUUGUAUGGGCUAUAAUUUAGUUUUUUACGUGUGUGUGUGUAUGUGUGCAGUAAAUGAUUGUUCGAUAAGAUGUCACCCUGUUUUAAUUUUUGUUUUUUUGUCAUGAAACGCAGCAUUGCCCACAUUAUGUGUCCCUCCCCAGAUUGCACCACGAAAAAGGAAAUCAAUGGUUAUGUACUAUAAUCCCAGAUGAUAUGAGUUCACAUGAGGUGUUGCCCUCCUAGAGUUGGCACUUUUGGAUUUCUUUUGUUGCGCACGAGAAAGUUGAGAAACCCGUCCAUAUCUGCAUUAUAUAAUAAUGUCUGGUCCCACUGAGCCACGUUUCUUCAAUUGACUCAUAGAAUCUAGGGUUACAAUAAAUAACCACUUUACUCAUUUGCACAGGUUACGCCCCCUAAAAGCCGUUACUAUGGGGAUGAGGGUGUCAUGUGAGGUCAGUGCCACAUGAUGGCACUAAAGAUUCACAAGUAGAAAACAAAAAAUUACUCCAUGAGUUUUUCCAGCUGCUUCAGUGAAGGGAAGACGUUUGUGGAGUGAAACCACUGAUAAAGUCAAAAGUCCGUUUUUUUUAUGCUAAUUAGUGCCAAAUAAUAGCUUUCUUCUCAUCUGCACAGUGUGUCACCCAAGGAAAAGUUGAUUCCCCCGAUGGAUUUUUGAAGUAGUCUGCCUCUUCAAAAUAAAAUAUUGAGGCAAUGCUCAAAAUAGAGAUAUUAUACAUAUUAACAUAACAUAUCGGGUGUUUUUAUUAAUACUUUAACACUCAAAAAGUCACUUGUUUGCUUUUUUGGAAAUCUGUGUUUCCAACAGAGCCCCAUACACUUAAAAUCAGAGGCAUAAAUAAAGAAAAUAAGAACGUUUUAGACCCUUUAAAGCACAUUGACUCUUCAUUAUAAUCAUUAUUUACUCAUUUGCACAACUGGAAUAAAAAUAUUUUUACCUACAGAAUCAUGUCUAGGUUGUUUCAGACUUGCCUUUUCUGUGCAUAUACUUGUUUUGUUUUUUUAAUGUACCUUUUCAGUACACAAUAUGUUCUAACUCCUUUUCUUCACACUGAGAUGUUGACUUGUCUUUGUAUGUUUGUAUUGUGUAAAUAUCAGUAAUAAUUAAAUGCCUCAUGUACAGACAGUUAAACCCAGUUCACUGUAUAGGCAGCAAAAAACAAAAAAACAACAACAACACACUGUCCUGCUGUGUAACACAUACACAAAUCUUAAUAUAAUGUCUUUAUGAUUUAUCCUUUGUCAUUCAGAUCCUUGUUGGCAGAAAGCAACAUCUGCCUCGUCACCUGGGUGCUUAUUUGAUUCAUCCUCCGUAUAUAUAUAUAUAUUUAUGCCUUAAAAGUUGCCUUUUAGUCACUCACACAUUGAACAGUCAUCUACUGUUACUGUACAUACUUUGUUUCCAAUGAUUUGUUUGUAGAUCACUUACUCGUGUGUUGCAUCGGUGACGACGGUGAGAUGUGCUGCACAUCUGCGUCUCUGAAGGGGAAACUGUCCCAGUGCAUUGUGUUCAGGUCUGAGUUCAGGGGAGGAGCAGAAGUCUGCAGAAGGAAAAAAAUAAAAAUAAAUAAAUAACCUCAAGGUGUGACAGACAGCAUCAUGCAUGUACUACAGUGUAGCUUGUACCUUCAGUCUGUAUUACCUUCAAGCUAUAGCUCCCUGCAGAGAGUGCAGCAAAUGAUGACUACAAUAAUAAAAUGUAAUGCAAUACCUGA
Messenger RNA from Mugil cephalus (flathead mullet), 5083 nucleotides. Its product is annotated as protein spire homolog 1-like. The record is from RefSeq and is a predicted model, not a curated record. Gene Ontology annotation, molecular function: actin binding. NCBI's taxonomy places the organism in Eukaryota, Metazoa, Chordata, Actinopteri, Mugiliformes, Mugilidae. Gene Ontology annotation, cellular component: cell cortex; cytoplasmic vesicle membrane. The transcript is spliced from 18 exons. Gene Ontology annotation, biological process: actin nucleation; actin filament network formation; actin filament polymerization. The coding region runs from base 262 to 2997 and encodes 911 amino acids.